Messenger RNA from Dermacentor silvarum, 1271 nucleotides. RefSeq lists its product as uncharacterized. Lineage: Eukaryota; Metazoa; Arthropoda; Arachnida; Ixodida; Ixodidae. The record is from RefSeq and is a predicted model, not a curated record. The coding region runs from base 17 to 1177 and encodes 386 amino acids. The transcript has 4 exons.
CUAGACACGUUCAUCCAUGGCUGCACAGCAGAACACCUCCUGGGGAUUCCUGCUGCGGGUAGCCGAGACUACUCCCGCCGCCGAAGGGCGCGCCCCGACGGGUGUCGCCCCCUGGGUAGCCGACACCGGCUACUUCCACUGGACGCCGGGACACGAGGCUCACGGCCUGGCCUGCGGUCCCUCGGAGUCGUCAGCCGCCGGAGCCUCCUCCGAGGACCGAACGACCGGGCGUUCCCGAUUCUGGGCCUGCACCGCCCUGCUCCUGGUCGGCGCUGUCCUGCUGGCCGCCACCAUAUGCAUGGCGGCCAGCUCCAACUGGAUGCUGCUGGCCUCGGCCGUGCGCGACGUGGGAACCGGAACCGGCGUCGCGACAACCACCACCGGCCAGUCAGCGGGGACUCGUCGGGCAGGCGGCCUCAUGUUCCACCGCCACGGCAAAGUCGACGGCCACGACCGGAGGGUCACCGACCGCGGACGGCCUCGACCGCCGUCGGCCACCGACGUCUCCUCGGGAUCACCCGGUUCCGUAUCGGCAGGAGGAAGCGGCGCCGCGCAAGGUUCAGCAGCGUCUGGAAGCACACCGGCGGGACAGGCCAAUGUGUGCGGCGCCGUCUACUACACGUACUGCCCGGCUCUGCUGGACGAGUACCGGGCCUCGCGUGCGGCGUGCGUGUCCAGCGGUGCCGAUCACGUGGCCGUGUGCAACCGUGGCUCGAACCGGUUUGCCAGCCUCGAAGAGUGCUACCGGGCCUGCGGACUCCUGCAAGGGCCCACCAGGGACGCCUGCUUCGAGCAGCCACUCUUCACAGCCUGCGAGAGGCAGGACGUGACGGAAACCUGGUGGUACUUCGACGGGCACCGCUGCGUCGAGUGGGACUUCCCGCAGGGAGAGUGUCCAGUCAACGGGACCGGCAAGAUGCACGCCUCGCUGAGGGAGUGCCGCGACCAGUGCGAGGGCCGGCGCGGAGGUCGCCGCGACCCGCAGUGCCGCCCUCCGGCGUCGACGACGUGCGAGGAGGACCAGCUGCGGUUCCCGUAUUUCGCGCGAAUCCUACCCAGCGGCCGCGGCCUUUGCGUCAGGGCCUCGCUGAACGCGCUGCUUACCCACCGGUGCCUCGUGGGCGCCAACCGCUUCGACAGCAUGGCAGCGUGCAGGGACGCCUGUUUGCGGCAAUGAUCGCGGGCCGCGGUUCCCGGCAGGGCCUCUGCACGCAGCCCGACCUGGGAGGCCGUGGUCGAGAGAGCGUUCGCAUAUAUAUAUGCCAGGAGGA